Molecule: messenger RNA, 1786 nt
Organism: Cloeon dipterum
Lineage: Eukaryota; Metazoa; Arthropoda; Insecta; Ephemeroptera; Baetidae
Product: macrophage mannose receptor 1-like
Exons: 12
Coding region: 111-1508 (465 amino acids)
Molecular function (GO): signaling receptor activity
Source: RefSeq, a predicted model, not a curated record
GUUGCAGUGUGAGUUGUGGCAAGCGUAACAGAAUAAUGUUUAUGUGUAUAUCCGAUGCUCCAAAAUAAUUAAAACAUAAUUUUUGUUAGAGGAUACAAACAACCACAUCAAUGUUUAAGAUAUUUUCAAUCAUCACUUUAGUUUUAAUCGCCGUAGUAGGAUUAGGAAGUAGCUACGGGAGAACCGCUGAAGUAGUGCUUAAGCAAACAGCACAAAAAAAUUUGGUCAUCAAAGUUACGAAAAUCCGAAGGGAAAAAAUUAUAAAAUGUUGUGGUACAAAGAGCUGUUUAUCUGGACGAAAGAGAACGACUAACUCAACAGCUACCCAGGCAACAGUAGCAAGCACAACUGCAAAAGCGACGGAGAUGGCUACGGCUGAGCAGGUUCCUGUGACAACUCAAGCAGAAACAACUCUGGACCUAACAACUUCAGAGGCUACCACUGUUAGUCUGACGACAACAACAUUGGAGCCAGAAACAACAACUUCAACCCUGGAGACAACAACUGCAACCCCAGAGGUAGCAACAACAGCAAUGACGACGACUAUAGAAACAACAACCACAACCACAACACCAGAGACCACAACCACUACUCCGGAGACAACAACCACUACACCAGAGACAACAACCUCGACAACCACGUCAACGUCCACAUCCACAUCAACUUCUACGUCAACUACAACAACUACUACUACAACCACAACUACCACCACAACCACAACUACAACAACAACCACAACCACAACUACAACAACAACACCUUGCCCAAACACAUUCAACGUGUCAAGAGUUUUUACCACCUGGGAAAGUGCAAGAUUAGACUGCAACAGAAUGGCUAUGGAUCUGCUCGUUUUGGAGACGAGACAAGAAGAGACGUGCUUCUUUCAAUAUCUACAAACUUUGGGUAGAUCGGGAGACACAUUUUGGAUAGGAAUGAAUUCAGUGGGAAAACCGUCGUUUACUUGGGUUAACAAUGCCGCAUUUAAUUUUACGUCGUGGAAUACCGGUUUCCCAACGAGCAAUCCAAAAGAUUAUUGCGUCACUAUCACAAAUGGUAAAUGGAGCAACCAGAGGUGCAUCAAUAUCAACUACUUUGCUUGCGAAAAGUCAUCAACUAUUACUACUUCCUCUAAAGGGUGUCCUGCAACAUCCUCACUGUAUGUUCUUACAAGAGACCAGAAAUCAUGGGAUGGAGCUCGCGCUGCUUGCGCACAAUCUGGAAACGGCGAUCUUGUUACCUCCGAAACUCCAGAGGAAGAUGAGUGCGUCAGAACGAUGAUUAGGCAGGAUGGACUUGAGAGUAGCUACGUGUGGAUGUCUCUGAAUUGCAUAAACGAAACCUUUUACGAUCACUGGGUGACAGGUGCAAACACAAGUUAUAGAUCUUGGAAACCGGGAGAGCCAAAGGAAUAUCCAGCAGAAAGAUGUGCCAUUUAUUGGCAAAAUGGCUGGUUCGAUUUGCCUUGUUCAAGUCCAACUUAUUACGUUUGCGAAGCGACUCUGCUCUGAUUAUUUUUUGGUUUUUAAUGUUACACAAAAUAAUAUAAUUUCAAAAUCAGCAAAAACCGCAAAAACAACUAAGUUCAACCAGAACGAAAUACUAAUUGUUUAUUUUUGUCUGUGAAAUAUUAAAUUAGUAAAAGAGUAGCAAUGCAAUGUAAAUCUACUCAAUUUAUUGACAAAACAAAUUUAAUUAACAGGAUGAAUUUACAAAAACAUUGUACGACACAUCAACAGCUUCAAUACUGAAAACUAAAUAACAAUGAAUGAUCUAAAUUGAAAGUGCA